This is a messenger RNA of Somion occarium, 447 nucleotides long. The record is from the annotation of a GenBank genome assembly. Lineage: Eukaryota; Fungi; Basidiomycota; Agaricomycetes; Polyporales; Cerrenaceae.
UUUGGUUGACUGACUGCCUAUAUAUCCACCUUCAUGAUCAAACCUGUCGUCAGUGAUUUUGCGCAUCGACUAUUGAGCACAUCACACUUUCGAUUCCUGCUGGGUCUUUGGCUGCUCAAGUUCUCAAUCAAUCAAGCGGUGCCCACGGCAGAAAGAGAAGGCCUUAUCGUACCUAUUGCUGAAAUUCUGACGUGCAAAUCCUACUCCCGCGUUCGCGAUAGCAGUCCGGCAGAGACCAAUUCUCUUGCAAAUUUGGUAUCCUAUCCAGAGUCACUUGCAGGUCUUCCCAUUCCAAUCCCCCUAGAACGUGUUGAGUCAAGUACGUGAGCUCAUCUGGACUAUCUUCCAAUAGUUUGGAGUGGAGCUGUCGAGAGCAUACGGCAGGCGAAUGCCCACUGGCAUGACUCGGAAGAACUCGCCACGUAUGCAUAAAUGCGAAUGCGUAGA